Humulus lupulus (European hop) is the source of this 942-nucleotide messenger RNA. RefSeq names its product inactive protein RESTRICTED TEV MOVEMENT 2-like. Bases 105 to 803 code for a protein of 232 amino acids. Lineage: Eukaryota; Viridiplantae; Streptophyta; Magnoliopsida; Rosales; Cannabaceae. The transcript has 2 exons. The record is from RefSeq and is a predicted model, not a curated record.
ACUUGCAUAUUCAUCAUCACAACAUAACACCUCUCAGCUAAUUCAUUACCAAAACUAGAGAUUUUGUCUGUAAGGUUUUAGUAUAAGCCAUUUCUCACUCAUCGAUGGCAAAUGUUAGAGGACCAGGAGGAGCCUUAUUAGGAGAUGAAAGUAGUACUUCUAGGCUGCGAAAUGCGGUUUUCGAUGAGACUGUUCCUUAUUCUGAUUGGACAGAAGACUCAGAUGGUCAUUAUCUUCUUGUUGAUCUUCCUGAUUUCAACAAAGAGCAGGUAAAGAUACAAGUUGUAAACGAUGGACAAAUAAAGAUUUAUGGUGAAAGAAAAGUGAAUGAGAACAAGUACAUUCGUUUCAACCAGACCUUCAAGGCGCCACAAAACUCAGAUUUGGAUGGCAUCACAGCAAAUUUUGAUGGUGAGAUUCUCCACUUAACUGUCCCAAAGGAAAAAGCACUUGUUCCACCCACCAAAAAUAAUCAAAAUUUGCACCAAAAAUCUACUAAUGAGAGAGAGAAGAAGAAAGAUCAUGAGGAUGAACAUCAUAAGAACCAAAAAAAAGAGGAGGAACACCAAAAAUCCACAAAUGAGGGAGAGAAAAAGAAAGAGAAAGAGGCAGAAGGAAGCCAUAGAAAGCCCUCUCCUUUGAGUUUUCCAGAAGAGAGUAUCUGGAGAUGGGAGUGCGAAACCAGUUAUCUUAGAAGUGCCAUGGAAAUGUUGAACAAAAACAAAGCACUUGUUGUGACAGCCAUGUUAGCAUUUUCAUUAGGGAUGUUCAUAACUCGCAAAUUCGAAUCUGAUGGAGAGUGAUUUCUUGCUUUGUUAUUUGUGUGUUGUUGAUUAAUUGUAAACACUGUGAUUACUAGUGUCUUGUGUAAUAAAAUUGGCAUGGAAAUUUGCCUAUAUACACCUUAAAGUAUUUUAAUGCUGAUUAAGAUCUGUAUACUUG